UCACUGCCGAGGUAUUCAGAGAGAGAGAGUUCAGAGAGAGACCGAAUUGAGAGACAGAGAGAAGAAAGAAAACAGAGAUCUGGAAAAGGGACAGAGCUAUAGAGGGAAAGAAUAAGGGUGAGAAAAGAUAGUGAAAGAGUUCAAAAAGGAGAGAGAGAGAGGCUGUAGCCCACCCUUGCUCAGUUGCAGUAGGUUGAGGAAGCAGCUCAACUUCACGAGUUGCACGAGGAGAAAGAGGAAGAAGCUGUAAACGCGUGAGAGAAAGAACGGCCAUGAAACACAGCCUGAGGAGGACAAGAGGAGCAUCCAGCUGCUGCAGAAGACAUCUGUAGGAGGAUAGUGUCGGAGAGAAAGAGAAGAGAGAGUGACUCAGACUGGGUGGAUCAGAUUGGACUGUUUUUAUCCUGACCAGCGCAGGAGUGUGUGUGUGUGUGUGUGUGUGUGUGUGUGUUUAGACCAGUCUAAGCAGCGCGUGUGUGUGUGUGAUAGUGAACGGAGAUGUCGUGGCUGUCGCCUGUUCAGUGGGCUAAAUGGACGUGGUCGGCCGUGAGAGGAACGGGUGAGGAGGAGGAUGGAGGGAUGCGAGAGGAAGUGGAAGAUUCUCUAAGAGAAAGAGAAGAGGAAGAGGAGAAAUCACAGAGUUCGGACUCGGAGGGCCAGUUUGAGACGCCUGAGACGGAGACACCAGUCCAUCACCCACUGAAUGACCCAGCAGCACUGGCCCCACCCAGAGGAGACAUUGCAGGUUUAGAGCAAGACGGUGAGGAUCAGCGACUUUCCAUUGCUGAGGAAGCCGAGCGGAUCUCUGCCCAGCUUGAACUGGCCUACCAACAUGAGGCUUUAUCUCUACAGGACCACAGCCUGACCCCACAGCAAACCAAUGACCCUCACAUUAAACCCUCCAGCGUGACCACUGAGCCGGCCGAGUGUCCAGAACAGCAUUCCCAGCCUGUGUGUAACGGCCACCUUCCAGAGCAUUCCCAAACUUCAGUUCCCAAGCCACGGCCUCCAUCUCUGAAGAUGAAAUCUCCACUGAAUGCCGUUGACCCAAAUGAAGUGGAUGAUGAGCCUCCUCCAGUGCCAAAGGGCAGCUACAGUUUUGACCCAGAUCAAUAUGAUGCUAACUUCAAUCCAUUUGCUAGUGGUGGAUCCAAACUGCAGAGUUCCCCAACCCUUCCAAAGGGCACAUAUAGCUUUGAUCCAGACAACUUUGAGGACUCCUUGGAUCCUUUCAAGCCGUCAAAGGCUUUCAGCAAUGGCUCCGCUGAUUCCCAGCCUGCAUCCUCCAGUGUCCCAAAAACACAACAUCCAGACCCUGAAACCAAUUACCAGACGGAAGCUGGGGAGGAAAAUGCUGGACCCAAGAAAAUUCCAACACAGAAGCAAGGAAAAAGGCCUAGCGCUAAAGUCACGCCUAAAAAACAGCGAGCUAAACCUGCACCACAGCAGCCAGAAGCUUCAGAACAGUCCUCCAAGCCAGGAUGUGACUCAGAAACUCCUUUGAACGUUGACGAUAUCCCUAUUCCCAAAAAAUCAUACAACUUCGACCCCAGCCAAUGGGACGACCCCAAUUUCAACCCAUUUGGAGGACCUAGCAAACUUAGCAGCUCUCCAAGUCCCGCUACAGGAGCGUAUACAUUCGACCCAGACAACUUUGAUGAUUCCAUUGAUCCUUUUAAGCCGACUAAAGUUUUUGCAGGCAGGGACUCGGCAAAGGCAGAAACAGAGAAAAGUUUGGAUAUACACGAUAAACAAACAAGCCAAGAUUCCCCCCUGGCGGAGGAACGGAAAGCGCGCCAGUCACCCAAGAAAAACAAGGACAGGAUCAUCACGACCACUGAGCAAGUGCGGUUUCUCUGUUUGCUCCUGAACUCCUGUAAAGUGAAGAAAUUUGAAAAUAAGUCUUUAGUGCUGGACGUCUGUAAUCAGGGUGAAGAGGUGCAGGAGGAGUCAGUUACUCCUCUGGAUCUCCCUGUACGACACGCCACUGAUGAGGAGAAGCUUGCCUCCACAGGAAUGGUGCAGAAAGACUCGACAGACAUGAAAACCACAGAUGACCUACAGGUGGGCAAAACAGACCACUUCAGUGAGAAGGAAAUCUGCACACCUACUGAGGGCCUGUGUAAGUCCCCCGCUCUGAUUGGCUGUGAGAAGACAGAAAAGUCCUCUCCAGGUCUAGACUCCAUCCCCCUCAGUGAAAUGGACAAAGCAGCUGUACUGACCCUCAUCAGGGAGGAGAUCAUUACUAAAGAGAUUGAGGCAAAUGAGUGGAAGAGGAAGUAUGAGGAGAGCAGGAUGGAGGUGAUGGAGAUGAGGAAAAUAGUGGCUGAAUAUGAGAAGACGGUAGCACAGAUGAUAGAAGAUGAGCAGAGAAAGAAUAUGGGCUCUCAGAAGAGCGUCCAGCAGCUGACUAUGGAGAGAGACCAGGCCCUGGCUGACCUCAACUCUGUGGAACGAUCACUCUCUGACCUCUUCAGACGCUAUGAGAACAUGAAGACCGUGCUGGAGGGGUUUAAGAAGAAUGAGGAGGUGUUGAAGAAGUGUGCUCAGGAGUAUCUGGCACGGGUGAAACAGGAGGAGCAGCGCUACCACACGCUCAAACUACAUGCAGAAGAGAAACUCGACAAGGCAAAUGAGGAGAUUGCUCAGGUGCGUUCGAGGGCAAAUGCAGAGAGUGUGGCACUAAAUGCCAGUCUGAGGAAAGAACAGAUGAAGGUGGAGUCUCUGGAGAGAGCGCUGGAACAGAAGAAUCAAGAGAUUGAGGAGUUGACGAAGAUUUGCGAUGAACUCAUAGCCAAACUGGGCACAACAGACUAAAAGUCGGCUAGAGAGACUUUUCCAGCCUUUGAAUCCAUCCCCCAGCUGCUCAAACGUCGCUUUAACACCUAUAAACCCACUCCUGAACUGCCUAGAGUGCACAUCUGCACAUCUGGGCUGCCUCCUGAAGAAGGAGGAAUCCUUGCUUCCUCUCUUCAAGCAUGAAAAUGCAACAACAGCUAAUAAAAUGAAGGAAUAAAGUGGAAUGGAAAGCAAAAAAACCCUCUCAGUUAUACCAACACUCUUUUAGAGACUCAGGAGAGAUCCAACAGCAGCCUACAUGGGAUAGUUAAUAUAACAUGAGGUUGUUUUGUGGGUGAAGCUGAAGUUAGCUUCUGGAUCGCCAGCUUCUUGGUCGAAUUUUCCAUUCCACCUUAAAUGGUGUAGCGGUCACAUACAGUGUGUAUGGAACUUAAGGGAGAAUGGAAAAUUCACAUGUGCUUGUGUAAGUAUUUAUUUGUGUGUGUUGUCUUUGUAUGUUAGGGCUGCACGUUAUGGACAAAAUACAAGUAUUACAUUGUUUGAUUAUAUUGCUGCAUUGUGUUUGCGAUAUAUCUUGCAAUAUAUUAUAUAUAAAUUGCUAAGUCAGUGAUGGCACAUGGAUAAACAUUUGCUUUAAUUCAAUCAGAAUAAGUGACUUUUGUUGGAUUACAUGAAUAUACAGCUUCAUCAAAACACCCACAGAAAUCUGGAGCUGUGGCUGGUUGGGAUGCUCAUAGCACCCUGAUUGGUCAGAGGCUCAUUUGCAUAUUGUAGCAUGUGAUAUCAGUAUUGCAAAGAUCAAAAUCAUGAUAUCGAUUACCAGCGAUAUAUCGUACAGCCCUAGUUUGUAUGUAUGUGUGUGUGAGUGUGUAGGUACUGCAUUUUUGGGGUGUAAUGAUAUGAGCAAUCAUUAUUUUUCAAUACAGGCCAUACGAUAUGCACAGUGAAUUGAAUACAGCUAUAACAUAUACUGACAUAAAUUGCAAUUUUUUUAAAUUAAAAAUACACUUCUUAAAGAUACUCUUUUAUGCAACAACUUGACCCUUCAGGCUGGCUUUUUAUAGUAAAACUUUCAUGCAACUUUGCUUGAAACCUACAAGAAACUGAAUUGCACUGAAGUUUUAUAAUGUGAAACCUCCUGCGACUCAUUUGUAACUUAUUUGCAACAGUUGCAGGCAUCUCAAGUUUCAUGAAACAGCCAGUCAAAACACAGAAAUCGUGUCACAUGAUCACAUGGAAACCAUUGAUUUGACUAGAUCAGGAAAAAAGAAUAAAACAUGUCGGGCAGUUGAAAAGGAAACGUAUUUUGUAGUGAAAUGUGCAUCUUUCAUUGUUUUCAAGUUUAUUCAUGUAACUGCAGAGUUGCAUGGAAAUUAUGUUGCAGGCAACUCACAACAUGCAACUCACAAUCUUGGUUGUUGCAAUGCCAACAGCAGAGCCAACAGUGAUUGGUGGAGUGAGUUUAUAUUGCUUGUGAAAAUUUACAGAAAUCUAAUAAAAAAAAUAGCAUUUCAUGCUUUGGAAAAUCACAUCUAGUUUGCAAGAUAUCAGUUUGAGGUCCAAAUAAAUUACCCAAAUAGAUUGGACUCAGUGUUUACAGGCUUUUGGUUAGAAAGUUUUAAUUAUUCUUGCACUAUAUGAUCAAUCAUCACAGCAGGCUUAUAUUAGAAAAAAUAAAGCAAAAUAAAUGUUGGUUGAAUUUUUUUUUGCUUUUGUAUCAAUUACCACAGUAAACCACAGCACAUAUCAUAUUGUGAAUUUCAUGUAUCAUUACACCCUCAGUACUGCAUGUGUAGGCUGUGUGUGUAUGGAUGUGUGUAACUUGUUAACACAGGUGUUUUAAUUUGGGGGGGUGGGGGUUUGGUGUAAAAAUGAUCCUUCCGCUCAUUUUCCAUCCCUCACUCUGUCCAAUUUUUGCUGUUGAUCCUGAAGGGGGCACUCUCACACUCAAUAUACUGUAAAUAAGAGACUUUAUUGUAUGUUUAUUUUGGUCAGUGGUUUGUUUUCCAGGUUUGUGGUCCAGUCAUGUUGUGAGUGGCACCGCAGUCCGUCGUAAACAGUGAUCGAGGAAAACAAAGUGUUGGAGUUUCUGUGUCACAGUGAUUUGUUUUUAUCGUUAGUCAAAGUCUAAUUUUUAUCAUCAAAAUAUGUGCAUUACGUUGUGUUAAAUGAGUUGUGGUGCACCACAUGAUCAAAAAGAAGUGCGAUACUGUUUUAUGAACAGAUCUGUUCAGAUAUGGGAAGUUACUGUUUUGUGAAUGUUAUCUAAUGAAACUGCAGCACAACCUUCCAUAAUAACUUACAGCACUUCAGUUCACAAGACCAUGAUGAACAUUUAUCAGCUCGUGAAUGGGCUUUAGGUUUUUGUUUUAUGCUGUUUUCUAUCCAUUUAAGUGACAGUGUGGUAAAAUAUUUACCCUCCACACAACCACACCCCAAACGUAGUUGAUCAGCUAAGAGACAUGUUUACUUCUUUACUUUUAGCUCUGGAGCUAGGAGGCUGAAGUAGCUCAUUAUCAUGGUGGUAACUGCAUGCGUAAAUAAUUUCAUACUCUCUAUGAAAUUAUUUCAUAUGUCUAAUAGGCUUGAUUAUGGUUUCCUCCUAGGAUCUCAAUUUUAGCUCCUCUCUAACGUUAUACAUACUCAUAUUUGGGAGCCAUGAGAUAUCUGAACAGUAUACUCCACCAGAGGGCAGUGUAGAUGUUUUGGCUCUCCUUAAAAGACUACUGCAGCCACCUAAAGGCUACUGCACACUCGGCUCUUGUAGAUUUAACUGUAUUAAAACUUUAAACAUCAUUUUGUAAAUUUAUCAUGUUUGGUAUUGAGUAAUUAACUUUGCACAAGCUCGCUGUUUUUCCAGCGAAAACCUACAAGGCACAAUAAGUUAAGGUAUGGCAAGGCUAAUAACGUUAGCUGAGGUUAAACCAGACGAUUAGCAUCUUAACCCUUAUGGAUGCUAUAUACAUAUUUGGGAUUUAUAUAGCACCUUAUGGGUGCUAUAUUGAACUAUUUUCAAAAAGGUUCAGGAGAGAAUCAUCUGCAGCACAUUUACAGCAGUUUGAAGAACCAUUUUACCAUGCAGAGAACCCUGGGUUUCUGGGUAGUCUGGGUUUAACAGAGAACAGCUAUAGAUGUGCAUUGUUUUUGAAUGUUGCAUGUUUCAGUAACAUUUGUUGAAUAUUUUUCAAAUCAUUGAAAAAUCUGAAUGUUAAAUCUGACCAAAAUGCAGAGAGAAAUGGGCUAGCAUAGCUAAAAACAGUAGCAACUGGCUGGGAUGUCUAUCUGCGAGUAAUGCAAACAUGUCUCGGCCAAUCAGCUGCGUUUGUGGUAAUGAGGUAAUUGUGUAAAUCCAAUUUUUUGCCAAACUGCUUCUUUAAUAUGAGAUCUGCUGUUUUAACUCUUCAGUUCUGCCUUUAUCUCUCUGCAAAUGCCAUGAAGUUACUGCCUUUCAUUUUCACACCUGUGGAGAUGUUAUAAUAAUGAAAUCAUGCUAAACUGACAAUCUGCGCUGCCCGAUUUGCUCUGUGCCUGUUUGCCAAAGCAACGCUGACCAAGCGGCUGCUGUUAUAUCCCGCAGUGUCCAUUCUCUAUAUGCAAUAGUCCAGCUCAGUGUAACGGACGUCUGAAACUGCCCUCUGUAGAGGAUAGUGGGAAACGGCCACUACUGUGCUGCUGUUGGGAGUUCGGUGUGUUUUUUUUAUGAGAGUAAUAUUCCUCUUUUAUUCAUGUUUGUAACGUGGAAGAGUGAGCUGCACAGAAAUCAUGUUUACUAAUAUAUAUUUUGUGCUUAAGGCGUUCGCCUGAUUAAAGUAAUAAUAUGAGCUUG
Molecule: messenger RNA, 6625 nt
Organism: Pygocentrus nattereri (red-bellied piranha)
Lineage: Eukaryota; Metazoa; Chordata; Actinopteri; Characiformes; Serrasalmidae
Gene: tacc1
Product: transforming, acidic coiled-coil containing protein 1
Exons: 14
Coding region: 499-2817 (772 amino acids)
Biological process (GO): cerebral cortex development; mitotic spindle organization; cell population proliferation
Cellular component (GO): cytoplasm
Source: RefSeq, a predicted model, not a curated record